UCAAGAUGGCGGACGAACCGUUAAACAAGGAGGUAAACCGUGACGAUAAAGAUCCGCUGUCAUUCUUUUCUGCCGGAGAUUCCAGCUCGACCUCAGACUCUGAAAACGAAAGCGAUGUUAGGGAUGACGAUCAAGACAAAUUGAAAUCCAAGAGCCCAGCAGGUAAUGCAUCAGCACUCAAGACAAAGCUUCCUUCACCGACGACUUUGUUCGCAACAGUUGGGAGACCAGCUUUCCUUGAAACUAAAGAGGAGAGCUACGUCGAUUGGAACUCGCUGUCAAAACGAUACGAACCAAACACUUAUUCAGCUCCUCCCGUACAAUUUCCUCCUGUGACGGAAAGCAGCAGAGAUAGUGAAGAAUACGAAGAUGCUGUCAUUUCUUCUGCUCCAGUCAAAUACGGCAAGGAGAUCUCUGACAUACAAAAGCACUUAGUUGUUCACGAAAAAAGAUCAGUCACUACCGCCUUAAACAUCUUGAAAGAAAGAGGUAAGAUACUACACCCAAGAAUGGCUUGUCGUUAACGUUGCUAUUUCUGGGACAAAUUUUCUCUGCCUCUCUUGCAGAGAAGCUUUUCAUUGUUUCGUAUUCCUCAAGCUCUCAGUAACAAAAGCUUGCUUGUAAACGGCUCUAUAGAGUGUGUGCCCUUUCUAGAGGGUUGAGGUAAAACAAACAACAAACAAACAAACAAAUAAAAAAAUAAGCAAAAAAAGUAUCUCUUCUCAUAGUCUUCUUCGCCACCGUCACUUUGACUCUCUUUAGCGUCGUGUAGAUUGAUGUAUUCGAACUAUGGUUACAAAGGAGACUACGCUUCUCGUAAAGGGAACAAAUAUUAGGUUUGGAAUACACUUCUUAUAAGCUGUUGUCGCUGAGUUUGUGUGUAUGAACUUGAGAAGCGUUCGAAAUUGUUCUCGAUCAUAUGCUUGUUCGUGAAUUGUUUUUCUUUUAAUCAAACCAGCUCAGGUAAAAGAGAGAGGCGGAAAUACUCAUUGCUUUGAAAUUUGUUCUUUUAGGAGAAAGUGCUCCAAAGAAACAGAAAACGGAAAAUUUUAAGCAAAAAGAGAAAAGAAAACGCGAUCAAGGACAGACUUCUAGAGGAAAGAGUUAUGUGGAGGAAGAAAAGAGAAUAUUACGCCAAGACUUUGCUGCUGAUUAACCAUUACUCACUAUACGCGGUGGCCGUCAGACGCCUGCUAAAUGACUCGAUAACCUUUGUUUCAAGUUUCGGAAGAAAAGAUAUCCCAAAUUGCACUUUUUCUACCGUGAAGUCAAGGGUUACACUGGAUACAAGCUUCGUGUGUGAAAAAAGAGAUUUUAAUUCAUGAAUCGAGAUAUAUUACGUUUUUGACCGAAAUGUAGAGAACCCUUUUACAUGUGAAACACAAGCAAGCUUUAAAUUUUAGUUCAUAGGAUACUGCUAAAGGGGUUCGAAACACUAGCAAUAAUAUCCUCUCUCUAUGCACAAUCAUUUUGUAAUUAUAGACACCAUAAUCUUCUGCUGUCGACUCUGUCCACUUUUUUUAAUUCGCUAUGAAUUAUAAUUUGGGAAUUUCAAAUGCUCACCUCAGCCUCUGGAUUCUAAGCCAGAAUAAAUUAAACCUCACUAAACAGAUCAUUACUUCUCGUCAAUAAUUUUUUUUCUACAUUUUCUG
Messenger RNA from Pocillopora meandrina, 1652 nucleotides. The record is from the annotation of a GenBank genome assembly. Lineage: Eukaryota; Metazoa; Cnidaria; Anthozoa; Scleractinia; Pocilloporidae.